AUGGCGCGCAACGGCCGCGUCGACCCGCCCGCUUCACAGGCAGACGGCACCACGGGCAGCGGCCUGAUCCGAUUCCCCUCGUCCGCCGCCGGCCCCGGGCCUGCCAGCAGCGGCGAGAACGACGACCCGUUGUUGUACGGCUACUCAGACCCGCCGUCGCCCAUAGCCGAGGAGCUGCCGCAUGACCUGGAUGGCGGCGGCGGCGGCACUGCAGGGCUCGCGCGGCGCGCGGCGGCGGCGUGGCGGCGGCUGGUGCACGGCCCGCAGCGCCCGCCGCGGUUCCGCAGCGGCUACCUGACUCUCAUGUAG
This is a messenger RNA of Monoraphidium neglectum, 309 nucleotides long. RefSeq lists its product as hypothetical. The transcript has a single exon. Lineage: Eukaryota; Viridiplantae; Chlorophyta; Chlorophyceae; Sphaeropleales; Selenastraceae. The coding region runs from base 1 to 309 and encodes 102 amino acids. The record is from RefSeq and is a predicted model, not a curated record.